GUAGUGCUCUUCCACUGUGUAGAAACCGCACUGAGUGCAUCGCAGCAGGUGAUGCAGGUACUAGCUGCCCCUACCGCCACCCAUGUGUUUCAUAAGCAUCAGUGUGCGUGUGUUUCUUGUAGUCAUCCUUGUGACUUCCUGAACAUCGCUUGCAGAGGGCACGGUGGUGCGUCGAGAGGAGGUGCACAGCGUCACCCUCAGCACAGAAGAAGUUGCUGUGCAAGUAGUAAAGGUGCUGACUAACUAUGGGGUCAUUCAUCCGCACCAUAAAUACCCAAUUGAGGCCGGUGGGUUCACAGCAUGGCCGACUGGACAAUGCAAGCGCCAGCCAUGUAGGUUAAUGACACGGUCUGUAUGUUGUUGUGGUUCAAGUUGCCGU
Geodia barretti is the source of this 379-nucleotide messenger RNA. The record is from the annotation of a GenBank genome assembly. Lineage: Eukaryota; Metazoa; Porifera; Demospongiae; Tetractinellida; Geodiidae.